Cimex lectularius (bed bug) is the source of this 1776-nucleotide messenger RNA. RefSeq names its product meiotic recombination protein SPO11 (gene mei-W68). Gene Ontology annotation, molecular function: DNA binding; ATP binding; DNA topoisomerase type II (double strand cut, ATP-hydrolyzing) activity. The transcript has 9 exons. The record is from RefSeq and is a predicted model, not a curated record. Gene Ontology annotation, cellular component: nuclear chromosome. NCBI's taxonomy places the organism in Eukaryota, Metazoa, Arthropoda, Insecta, Hemiptera, Cimicidae. The coding region runs from base 73 to 1230 and encodes 385 amino acids. Gene Ontology annotation, biological process: reciprocal meiotic recombination; meiotic DNA double-strand break formation; meiotic DNA double-strand break processing.
AGGGCUGAGAAAGAUUCAACAGUGAGAUCCAAGCUGUUUCAGAACCAGAUUACAGAACCAAUAAGAAAGAAGAUGUUCUCCUUCAUCAAAAUGGAAACCAACAAUAACGUACUGAAAGAAAAGAUUAACAAUAAUCUUUCUGACUUGAGCUCAGAACUUGUUAGGAGUUCAAACUGUGUAAUGAGAACUUCUAUGGAUCGACUUAUCAUGGUUAAAAGAAUACACAAUAUCAUGUUAGAUGUAAAACAAGCUAUUCAAAAUCCAAAAAUUUCAAAAAUCAAAAUAAUAAAACCAAUUUGGUCCAACUGUCAAUUUCAAGAAAGAUUGUAUUUAAUGAAGACUGGAGAAGGGCUUAAAUUUCAGUCAGUACCAUCAAAAACUGGAUUGCUAUUUCUCAUAAAGAUACUAUCAAAACUGCUUAAGCUUAUCAGUUUUGGAAGUUCGGUCACCAAAAGGGAGUUUUAUUAUCAAAAUAUCGCAAUCAUUAAAUCCAUGGAUGAACUAGAUAACUCAUUGCAGUUUAUAAGCUCUCUUCUCGAUGUUCCUCCUUGGGAUUUUGGGAUUCUUUCAUCGUCUAAAGGUAUAGUUGCUGGUUCUUUGAAUAUAGCAACCAAGUCAGGAAACAUUGAUUGUUCAGGAGGUGAAGGUGUACUUAUUCCGAACGACUUACCUUUUGGAGCUACCCUUACCAGUUCAGCUAAAUUUGCAUUGGUCAUUGAAAAGUAUGCAGCUUUUCAAAAAAUUAUUAACGAGGAGUUUCUAAAACACCAUGGCCCAUGCAUCAUUAUUACUGCGAAAGGUUUUCCUGAUCUCAACACUAGGAUUUUAUUGAAACUUAUUUCUGUUCAACUUUCUGUUCCAAUAUUUUCCCUGGUUGACGCUGAUCCAUACGGUAUUGAAAUUAUGAGUGUAUACCGUUUUGGUUCUUUGUCAUACGUCCAUCUGUGUGACAUAUUGGCGGUCCCUUCUAUCAAGUGGAUUGGGAUACACCCAUCAGACAUUACAGAUUUUUUUCCAAAAGCACAAAUUAUGUCAACACAAGAUGUUAAGAAAGCAAACAAACUAUUGACGAGACCUUUUAUUAGUGAAAAUGAAGCUCUUAAAGAUCAAGUAAAACUGAUGAUUCAACUUGGGUUGAAAACUGAAAUUGAAGGAAUUGGAACAAUAUCAAAUUCAUAUCUGACAGAUGUUUACAUCCCCAUGAAAUUGGCGUCAAAAGGGUGGAUUUAAAUUUAUUUAAUUUUUAUUUAUUUCGUGGAAAAAAUUAAGUUUAGAAAAUAACAAUAAUUAAGUUUUCAUGAUAAUUAAUGUUAAAUGUCAAAUUUAAUGUUUCAUCAGCAUUUCACUGAUAAUUCAUCAAUUCAUAUUUACGGAAUUGUAAAAUCAAAACAACUUUAUUGAGUUUCUCUUAUAAUUUCUAAGAUUUCUUUUUUCUAAUAGUUAAAAGUUUAGUUGUUCAUUAUCACUUCUAUAUUUAUAACAUUUACAAAAAUAUAUGUAUUUUGCCUGUAAAAAUGUUCUCUGCUUGCUAUUUAAUUUAGUUGCGUUUUGGUUGGUUUGUACUUCAAAGUGGAGAUAGCUCUGGUGUCACUGCUAUAGAGACAAAAUUAUUUUCAGGUAAAUUUAAAUACUAAUUAUUUAUGUCAAAUUUCUAAAGAACUUUAUAACUUUUUUAAUACUGUCUCAAGGCCUAAAUGACCAGUAGGGUCGGAAAAAAAAAAACCUAAAUACACAUUUUUUACCUAUAGUAAAGAAAAAAUUAUGAAUUGAAAUUGU